CAUAGCCUUCAACAAGAACAGAACAAAAUAAGGAGAAACUAUGAUAGGAUGACUAUGGGCUUAAUCUUACUCAUCAUCCUCAACUGCAACUCAUUUGUCCUUCAAUUUCAAUUUGUCAAUUAAAACUCAUUAAGUAUUUAUUUGUGUCACAAUAUUCCCCAUGCAUGAUAAUGUGCAUCAGUUGUAAAUUGAGAGAGAGUGGGUGGAAUAAAGUUAUUUACUGUGUAAAAAACAAAAAUGAUAAAAAAAUUAAUCUGAAUGUUGCAGAGAAUUUCCAGCAAGAGAGAUGCAGUUAAGAAGAUAAUACUAAGAACAUUAAAGCUUCUAUUUUGGGGAAUUCUGUUGCAAGGAGGGUAUUCGCAUGCGCCUGCUGAUCUCACUUAUGGUGUUGACAUGAAGUCUAUCAGAUGGUGUGGCAUUCUCCAGAGAAUAGCAUUGGUAUACAUGUUUGUGGCUCUGAUAGAGACUUUAACCAUCAAGCAAAGACAAACUGUUCUGCAGCCUAACUAUUUCACCAUUUUCACUGCAUAUCAAUGGCAAUGGAUUGGAGGGUUUGUUGCUUUCCUCAUUUACAUGGUAACGACGUAUUCACUCUAUGUUCCGGAUUGGAGUUUCAUUGGAUAUGAAGAUCAUGAAGCAUACACAGUAAAGUGUGGGAUGAGGGGACACUUAGGACCAGCUUGCAAUGCUGUUGGUUAUGUAGAUAGAGAAGUUUGGGGCAUUAAUCAUCUGUAUCAAUUCCCUGUCUGGAGCCGAUUAAAGGCUUGCACUCUUAGCUCUCCAGGUUCUGGACCUCUUCGCGAGGAUGCUCCUAGUUGGUGUCGUGCUCCAUUUGAACCCGAAGGCUUGUUAAGUACAAUCUCAGCCAUCCUGUCUGGCACCAUUGGCAUACAUUUUGGACAUGUUCUGAUUCAUUUCAAGAAUCACUCUGAGAGGCUCAAGCAAUGGGUCUCAACGGGAUUUGGUUUACUUAUUAUUGCUAUUAUCCUUCAUUUUACAGAUGCAAUUCCUAUCAAUAAACAGCUGUAUAGCUUCAGCUAUGUCUGUUUCACUGCCGGUGCAGCAGCAAUUGUGUUUUCCGGUUUCUAUAUACUGAUUGAUGUUUGGGGAUUGCGAACUCCAUUUUUAUUCUUGGAAUGGAUAGGAAUGAAUGCAAUGCUGGUUUAUGUGAUGGCUGCACAAGGUAUCUUUGAAGGAUUUAUCAAUGGAUGGUAUUACAAGUCACCUGACAACACACUAGUCUACUGGAUUCAAAAACAUGUGUUUGUAAAAGUUUGGCACUCAGAAAGGUUAGGGACACUCUUAUAUGUGAUAUUUGCACAAAUCACAUUCUGGGCAGUAGUUGCUGGAAUCUUGCAUAGAUUGAGAAUAUACUGGAAGCUUUGAGAAGUUAAAAUUGCGAAAAGUUAUAGUGAUAUAGAAUAGCUGCUUGUAACACUUGUAAAAUUCACAUAAAUGAUUACAAUGUUGAAGAUUGAUUUGUCGUGUUACACAGGCUUAGUUGAAACGACAAUUAGGGUUUCAAUCUCCUAUUAAAAUUUUAAAUCUCUGUAUGCUUUUUAGUCUGAUGACUGACAAAUCAAAUGAGUCUAAAGUAACAUUAUGGAUUA
Molecule: messenger RNA, 1610 nt
Organism: Jatropha curcas
Lineage: Eukaryota; Viridiplantae; Streptophyta; Magnoliopsida; Malpighiales; Euphorbiaceae
Source: RefSeq, a predicted model, not a curated record